CAAAAUCCGAUUUGAUAUAGAGACGUUUCGAUAUUCUUAGAAGUAAUCCUACUCCGUCUCGCAUCAUAUGUUUUAAUGUUAUUCUUAGUAUUUAUGAUGAGGUAACUAAGCAUGGCCUCUGUGUUGGCUCUGCAGCGAAUAUUUCCUCAUAACGGCAGUCUUUUAGGCAGGUUGGCUUCCAGAAGAUUAAGAGAAGAACGAAAGCUUUUAGAGAGGCCGGGAAGAAUCACAAGGGGAAAUGUGCGCUACCAGUCAACACAGACAUCCACACAAGUGCCACAAUCUCGCCAGCCGAAGAGACGGUCCAAAAAGGCUUCAACUAUUGACAUCAUCCAAGUUAAAGAUGAAUGUGUGUCCGAGCAGCGCACAAAGGUUACCCGCCUCAAUAGCUUGUCCUUGGAGCAGACUCUGGGUAGUGUUUCAACAGCAACCAUAGUGACAGAGCCUAAGCUAGGUAGCCAUUCAGACGGAAACCUUUUUGAGGAAGUGUCUCUUGAUAAAUUCAGUGACUUGAUAAAUUCCCAUCUAGAAAAGUCCCUGCGAUACCCCAGCAUUUGUGAAGCAGUAAGAUGGAAUGAAGGUGUUACGCACACCUAUGACGAGAGCUUUGCAUCUGGUGCAUUUGAAACAUGUGAUAAUAGGCUUAGGGACGGUGCAGUAGAUGAGGAACUGGUGUGUGAAAGAAGUCGGCUGGAGGUGGAGGAAGUGCUUGGACUUUCUGAGAUGGAUCUGUCCUCCCUCCUGUCAUCACACCCAUCUUCUGGCUUGACCUCCCUGCAACCACUGAGUGUAGAGCCGGAGGAUGUAGCGGAAAAGGGAGGUGCUCAAAACAACCCAAAAAAGAGUGGGGCAGGAGGUAAGAAGAGUAGUAAUAACAAGAAGAAAAUAGGAAAAGUUACCUCCAGCAAGAAGAAGCCCACAUCAGGGGCAAAGAAGAGCAAGGCCCAGAAGGGAGCAGUAAUGACAGAGACAAACACGACCAUUUUGAACAAUGAGCAGACCCCAGAGGAGGAUGACAUGUUCAUAGACCGGGACUCGUACAAGAAAUUGACAAGGGAAGAGGUGUCUGCAGCACAGACUGAGGACCUAUGCAGCACUGAAGAAGGAUUGGUUCCUGCAGCAGAAGGUAGUCCUGGGGUAGAUGGGAAUGUUAAGAAGAGCAAGAAGCAAAAGAAGAAGAAGCAGGAUGAGGAAGCCAGAAAGCGCAUAGAGGAAAUCAAGAGAAGAGGACGUGAGAUCAGCUUCAAUCAGUCCUUGGAGUCGUAUCUUAGUGUGUGUAUUAAUGUGGGAAUGCUAAACCGCGCGACACACACACUGCUUUAUUACCGCCGCCUCUCCAAGUACACCAACGGCAUGAGGGUCUCCUCCAUAGGGCCCUUCCGUAUAUUGCUACAGGGACAUGCUGAGAAGGGUAAUUUCAACAAGAUGGAGGAGCUGUUAAGGUGCAUGCAGGAGGAGAAGAUCCCAGCAGAUCAGGCAGUGUAUGGUGCCCUUCUCAGCUGCCUGGGACGACAAUUAGAGUCCUUUAACAACACUAGGAAUAUCCAGGGGGUCCUUACCAGCAUGAUGCGAGAGGGUAUAAAGCUUCAACAGGUGUUCAGUGAUGUAGAUUUUAUACGGGAUGGAUAUGAGUGCGCUCUGAGAGCUGUCCAGCGUGUGUCCCCCUCAUUCAAGCCCCAGCAGAGGCCCACUCCGGUGCACUAUGCCUGUAACCUUGUCAGCUCCCUCAAUAAUGACAUGUUCUCUAACCAGGUGCCAUCACCAGCUCGUGACCUGGCCACAAGCAGCUCUCUUCAUAAGUGGGCAGAGGAGCAGUUUGCAUGCGAGCUCAGCAGUGAGAUCACCAUUGAGAGCAUCCAGAACAAAGAUGUGACAGAUGAAGUUCACUUCCAUCGGAAGAAACUUGAGGCCUGGGAGAGCCGGUGGCGGGAGGUACUCUAUAGAACCUUUGUAGAUCAGGUCGACGCCAUGAAGCAGUCCUUCUUCUCAAACCGCCAGGACAAGCGCAUGUCUCUUUACCCUUACCUGGUAACUCUUCCUGCAGAUGAUUUUGUCAACGUCAUGAUGCAGGAGAUAGGAAGGCUAGCAGGUGGGUCAGAGGCCUUUUCCCCUUCACGCUAUGUGCUUUACCGGCGUCUAGGGGAGUUGGUGUUUAACCGCUACAGUGUGCAGUACAAGAAAGAGGUCGGAGUCAUGGACAAGCUCAAGCAAGUGUACAAGGACUACUGUGAUUGGUACAUCAACAGUCAGUGUAGAGAUGGGAUCUCGUACAUCCCUCGAGUCAGCUGGUCGGAGUUUGCUAGCCGGUACAGUGAAGGGCCCAGGCUAGAUCACAGCCCUGUGGAGUGGCCCAACACAGUUCAGCUUGCUCUUGGCCAGUUCCUCUACUCAAUGCUGCUCACUAAGGUCAUGGUGUGGAAGCCACUUCACUCAGAAAAGCACACGUACCCAGCCUUGUAUGAGGUAGAGCGGUCAUACGGCUUUCGUGUGGUGGAGGAAAUCAAGCCUUCCCCAACAUUGCUAGACCUCUACAGAAAGGCAUCAAAGACCAGCUUGACAUUCGAGGCAUUUGUAGCCCCCAUGGUGUCACCCCCCAUCCCCUGGGUCUCCAUGAAGCUUGGGGGUUAUCUGCUCACUGAUGCCAAGAUUGUAAGGUUGCCCUACAAUGCCCACCAGCAGAAACAGAGAAUGGUAGAGAAGGGGAACCAGCAGCUUUUCCCCGUCAUGGACUCCCUCAACCAGCUCGGUUCUAUUCCCUGGAUGGUAAACAAACCCAUGCUUGAUCUUCUCAUUGAGGUGUUCAACAACAAGGGUUCAGAUGAGUUGGAUGUGCCCCCACCCCCCUCAGAGCACCCUGUACCCCCCAAAAUUCAGCCAAAUAUGACGAAUGCAGAGAUCCACCAGAUUCGCCGCCAACGCAUGGACUACUACAAGAAGAAAAGUGAAAUGCAUUCCCUUUGGUGUGAUGCACUCUACAAGCUGUCUCUGGCAAACCAUUUCCGUGACAGAAUAUUCUGGUUCCCACACAACAUGGACUUCCGAGGACGUGUGUACCCCUGUCCACCACAUCUCAACCACCUCAGCUCAGAUGUAUUCCGCUCAAUCCUGCAGUUUGCACGAGGGGAGAAACUUGGCCCCAAUGGCUUGCGUUGGCUCAAGCUGCAUCUAAUCAACUUGACGGGCAUAGUGAAGAAGAAGAGCAUAGAGAAACGCUUGGAGUACUGCGAAGACAUACUGGAGGACAUCCUAGACUCAGCAGACCAACCCCUGACAGGCAAGCGAUGGUGGACUAAGAGUGACGAACCGUGGCAGACUCUCGCAGCUUGCAAAGAGCUGGCAGCAGCCCUUCGCAGUCCAGACCCCCACGAGUUUGUCAGCCACUUGCCCAUUCAUCAGGAUGGCUCCUGCAAUGGCCUGCAACACUAUGCAGCGCUUGGACGAGAUGAAGUGGGUGCUGUUUCUGUCAACUUGGCCUCGAGCCAUACUCCACAGGAUGUCUACUCAGCUGUGGCAGUGCUUGUGGAGGAAGAAAGGAAGAAGGAUGCAGAAAUGGGGAAGGAGAUAGCCAAAGUCCUGGAAGGUUUUGUGAGACGGAAAGUCAUCAAACAGACUGUCAUGACAACUGUAUAUGGGGUGACUCGAUAUGGUGCUAGACUGCAGAUUGAGAAACAGUUGAAAGCCUUGGAUGACUUUCCCAUGGACCAGCGCUGGGCAGCUUCACAGUAUCUGGUACACAAGACAUUCCACAGCCUCGAGAAAAUGUUUACUGCCACCAAGGAGAUCCAGGAUUGGUUCACCGAGUGUGCACGUGUUAUUGCACAGACACGGAGUGAGAACAUAGAGUGGGUAACACCUUUGGGCUUCCCCGUGGUGCAGCCAUACAGCAAGACAUCGGGGAAUAAAAUCUGUAUGGAAAAGUUACCAUCAUCCUAUAGCAUGGAUUCAUUUAUGCGUCCAAACGUAAUGAAGCAGAAGAAUGCUUUCCCACCUAACUUCAUCCAUUCUCUUGACUCAUCACACAUGAUGCUUACCUCACUUUUCUGCCAACAAGCAGGUAUCACCUUUGUCUCAGUUCAUGACUGUUUUUGGACACAUGCCAACACAGUGGACAUCAUGAACAAGGUGUGUCGCAACCAGUUUGUAGCCCUACACAGUGAGCCUAUCCUGGAAGACUUAUCAUUAUUCCUCCAAGAGAAAUUUGGUUAUGAUCGCAGGGAUUUUGCACAUGAUGGGUCAGCUUCAGACUCCUCCAAGAUGCGGCUCAACAAUCUAUUAGGCAAAGUGCCACCCAAGGGAGAUUUUGACAUAUCAAACGUCCUGCGCAGUACUUUCUUCUUCAGCUAACCCAAGCCCCCCUCCCAAGUUAAUUUAAGGCUCCUCUCACUUGCCUUCCUUCAUAGUUGGGUUCUUCCAGGAAAUCUCAUACAUCUCAUUGAGUCUUUUGCCGAGGACAGAGUCUCCCUCACCAAGGAAAAGGUUAUGAUGAAGAACCAGUAGUUCCAUGUCUUCUCAGGUAAAAUCUGUACAGAAUUUAUUUGUAAAGUUUACUAAACAAUGACACCAAGUGUUAUUCUCUUGUUGAUAGAACUGCUGGUGAUGGUAUUGUACAUUGCAUAAGAAGAAUGUUGCAAGCUUUGGCUGUGUUGUAAUAUAUUACUGCCACUCAGUAGAAGAUAUCCUGAUGGUGCUACAAUUUGAUAAUUGAAAUGAAAAGCUAGAAUUCUAGUCUCAGGAUGUAAAUGUCAUGAAUUAAAUCAAUAUGUUAAUAAAUGUUAGGUUUGGU
Molecule: messenger RNA, 4783 nt
Organism: Penaeus vannamei (Pacific white shrimp)
Lineage: Eukaryota; Metazoa; Arthropoda; Malacostraca; Decapoda; Penaeidae
Gene: PolrMT
Product: mitochondrial RNA polymerase
Biological process (GO): mitochondrial transcription
Cellular component (GO): mitochondrial DNA-directed RNA polymerase complex
Molecular function (GO): mitochondrial promoter sequence-specific DNA binding; protein binding; DNA-directed RNA polymerase activity
Source: RefSeq, a predicted model, not a curated record